AUGAUAAAGACCAUUUUCAGUGCUCAUAAAGGAUAUUAUAUACCAGAUCUUGAAAAAGAAUCCCCACAUGAGGCUAUAGAGCUUGGAGGGCAUCUUGCAUCGAAUGGAUUUGACACAUUAGAUUGGAAUAAGCGUUCUGAUGAUUAUGGUGGAGAAGACUACGAUGAUGGUUCUGACAGCGUUGAAGACAGUCAGGCAGCUAGGGACUUGAUAUUCAAGGAGUCUGGAUAUCAUCACCCAAAUGGGUUUGUGGAAUCUCUUCUUACUACUACUACUACCCACGUUAGUCAGAAAUCGCUAGAAAGCGAGAGUGAGGAUGAUGGUAUGAAGACUAAGAAAAGCAUGACAAAGUCGGAGCGUAAAGAACUGAAAAAGAAACAGAAAGAGGAAAAAAAAAAGAGGAAGAAACUAGAGAAACAGGAAAAGCUGCGUCACCAUCAUAAGUCAUCAGAAGAUUAUUCCAUGGAUGGAUACAAGUUGGACAAAAUUAGAAUAUUGAAUGGACUAUUCACUCAGGCUUGUAAGAUGAUGGAUGGACCUAGAGCUCUCAAGUUUGAGGAUAUAGUCCUCUCCCAAGGCGAUUUGAGUACAUUGCUUGAGGAUGCAUGGUUGAACGAUAACAUUAUAGGGUUCAUUUACGAGUACCUCACGGCUUCGCAGACGCGUACCACACUGAAACGUCGUGUCAAAUAUAUGGGAGAAGACAAGGCGAAUAGUUCUGUCGUUCUGCUACUUCCUACCUUCUCGUUUCUAUUGGCUAACGACCCCUCACCGGAACAGCUUAAAGACGUACUGCCCAAUAUGGACGGGGCAUCGUUCAUAUUUAUGCCGGUCAAUGAUAGCAUUGAUUUUGAUCUUGGAGAAGGCGGAUCACACUGGUCUCUUGUUCUUUUCUCUCUGAAGGAUCGUAAAGCAUUUGUUUAUGAUUCUAUGUUUAGAGCCAAUGAAACCGAGUCUCUGCAGUUGAUCAAAAAUACCGAGACGUUACUUGACACUAGUUUUGAGGUAAUUUUUGAUGAGUAUUCGCCUCAACAAAUAAAUGGCUCUGAUUGUGGCCCUUUAACUUGUGCCAUGACUGCGCUUCUAUUGGAUAGAGUUAUCAACGUCAACGAUAACACCUUUAUCAGUUUAAGCAUGAAAAAUGUGCUUCUCAGUGCUAUAGACGCUAGAAUAUUCAUGUUGGGUACAAUCACUAAUCUUAUGAAGAAGCAGAAGGAGAUUACCACUUGA
This is a messenger RNA of Brettanomyces nanus, 1230 nucleotides long. RefSeq lists its product as uncharacterized. The record is from RefSeq and is a predicted model, not a curated record. Bases 1 to 1230 code for a protein of 409 amino acids. The transcript has a single exon. Gene Ontology annotation, molecular function: deNEDDylase activity; cysteine-type peptidase activity. NCBI's taxonomy places the organism in Eukaryota, Fungi, Ascomycota, Pichiomycetes, Pichiales, Pichiaceae. Gene Ontology annotation, biological process: proteolysis.